Molecule: messenger RNA, 1090 nt
Organism: Acipenser ruthenus (sterlet)
Lineage: Eukaryota; Metazoa; Chordata; Actinopteri; Acipenseriformes; Acipenseridae
Product: apolipoprotein A-I-like
Exons: 4
Coding region: 124-921 (265 amino acids)
Biological process (GO): lipid transport; lipoprotein metabolic process
Cellular component (GO): extracellular region
Molecular function (GO): lipid binding
Source: RefSeq, a predicted model, not a curated record
AAUAAUCAGCCAGUGCUCAGCACAGGGCUAAUUCCACCAGACAGCAGCUAUAAAACACCGCGGUCUGAGGGCUCAGCAAGACAUUCCCCUGCAGAACCGGAAAGGUGCUGACACAAGACCAUCAUGAAGCUUGUAGCUGUCACUCUCGCUCUCCUGUUCAUCACAGGCAGUCAUGCCCGGUUCCUGUGGCAGGCGGACGAGCCCCCCAGCCAGCUUGAGGAUUUGAGAGCCUCUCUGAUGACCUACGUCAGCCAGGUGCGGGAACUAGCCAAGAGCACCAUCGACCAGGUCGAGAGCACCGAGCUGGGAAAGCAGUAUGGCGUAAGGGUCUCUGAGAGCCUGGCGCAGCUCAGUCAAUACGUGCAGAAAGGGGCGAAGGAAUUGGCCCCCUAUUCCGACGAGGUCACCGUCCAGAUUCUGCAGCAAACGGAGCAGCUCCGCGCACAGCUGAAGGCAGACCUGGAGGACGUGAGAGCAAAGGUGGCCCCCUACUCCAAGGAGGUGCGUGAGAAGAUUCAGAAGCACGUGGAAGAGUACAAGGCCAUGCUCGCCCCGCUGGCUCUGGAGCAGCUGGAGAAAGCCAAGCAGAACGUCCAGGAGCUGAGAGAGAAGCUGCAGCCCCACGCCGAGGUCCUGCGCGAGAAGGUGAAGACCAACGUGGAGGAGCUGCGCGUGCAUCUGGCCCCGCUGACAAAGGAGCUGAAGGAGAAGGUCGACCUGCGACUCGAGAACUUCCGCAAGCAAGUAGCCCCCUACACAGAAGAGUACCGCGGGAAACUGAGCCAGGCCUUGGAGGAGGUCAAGCAGAGUAUCGUCCCCCUCACCCAGGGGCUGCGCGAGAAGGUGGAGCCCUACACCGCGGAGCUCAGCACCAAACUCCUGUCCCUCUGGGAGACCGUGCUGCAAAAAGUCAAAGCCUAGACAGCCGCACACACACACUCUGAGUCACACUCACACACAGAGAUGCUGACACACACUCACACACAGAGAUGCUGACACACACUCACACACAGAGAUGCUGACACACACACACACACACACACUCUGAGUCACACUCACACACAGAGAUGCUGACACACACACACACACA